CCUUCUCGGCGUCUGUUUCACGGAAGCCAACGAGGUCACAUCAUGUCAUGGACUCCAUUGUGUCAAUCGCUCGAGUGGAGCCGGAGCCCAUGAUGAAUGGACCGCAAUGAUGAUGGGGACUGGGGAUUGCUUAGACAUGCUUUCAAAUCGAAUAAAUUCUUAUCCCUUUUUAUAGGACAGACUCGCUUCUGUUGUGUUGUGGUCAUCAAGGUGUUCACACCCUUGUUUUCAGCUGUCUGUUGAGCCUCACUUCACUCCUCCUCCUCCUGAACAAAUGCCUAAUCCGCGGCCCCGCAGCCGACCUCUUAUGAUCGUUCCUGUUCUUGUUGCCGCCCUGGCGAUCCUCCUGGCUUCCUCUUCAACCGCUCGCGGCCUAUUCUCCCGGGUCCGAAGCGAAACAUUCAACAAGUUUACCACAGCUUUGAACAACGCCCCCAUCACCACCACCACCUCUACUUCUACCUCGCCGCUCCAGGCCGCCGCCACAGCGAACUUGACCUCUUCCAAAAUGGGCAGACCCCCUGUGUACUUUUUCUCUCACGGAGGACCCGACGUCCAAUACAACACCAAACACCCCGUCUACCCCGUCCUCCAAGCCAUCGGCAAGGAAAUCAUCCAAAAAGUCAAGCCCAAGGCCGUCGUCGUUUUCUCCGCGCACUGGCAAGCCACCCCCUCCGAGAUCCACCUCAACAACGCCGAUGGCAAGACCGACCUAAUCUACGAUUUCUACGGUUUUCCCGACCACUUCUACAAGGCGACUUUCCCUGCUACCGGAUCCCCCCAACUAGCCGCCAAGAUCCAGCAGCUCCUUACCAAGGCAGACAUCCAGUCCAAGGGUCUCAAGCGCGGGCUCGACCACGGCGUCUUCUCGGGCUUCAACGUCGCUUUUCCACCCAACACCGACCAGGCCAUCACCGUUCCCUUGGUGCAAGUCUCGCUGUUCAAGUCGGAAGAUCCGGACGCCCACUAUCGUCUGGGGCAGGCGGUCGAGGAGCUCCGCGAUGAGGGCGUGGUGAUUAUUUGUACCGGCAUGACGGUGCAUAACCUGCGGGACAUGCAGUUUACUUGGGGCGAUCCCAGGCCGCUUCCCUAUGCCGUCAGCUUCGAUAAUGCGCUGAAGGAGGCGGUGGAGGGCGAUGCGGAGGGCAGGCUGGAUCGGAUGAGGGAGGUGGUUAAAAGGGGGGAUGCGAGACAGGCGCACCCGUGGAUGGAUCACUUGAUGCCCAUCUAUGUGGCAGCGGGCGCGGCGGGGAAGGAUAAGGGUGUGCAGACGUGGACACUGCAUGAGGGGAGCUUUGCUUGGGCGCAGUAUCGGUUUGGGGAUGUGCCUGAGGAGUAAAGGGGGAUUUGAGUGGAGAGCGACAUCCUGGGAUCGGAAAGGCGUUGUCUUGGAUAGAAGAGAGAGUAAUGUCCAUGACAUAGUCCCAAAUAAAAGUAUUUCAAUAACAUUGACAUUAAUAAA
Molecule: messenger RNA, 1462 nt
Organism: Neurospora hispaniola
Lineage: Eukaryota; Fungi; Ascomycota; Sordariomycetes; Sordariales; Sordariaceae
Product: Extradiol ring-cleavage dioxygenase, class III enzyme, subunit B
Exons: 2
Coding region: 275-1339 (354 amino acids)
Molecular function (GO): ferrous iron binding; zinc ion binding; oxidoreductase activity, acting on single donors with incorporation of molecular oxygen
Source: RefSeq, a predicted model, not a curated record